Ustilaginoidea virens is the source of this 2292-nucleotide messenger RNA. RefSeq lists its product as uncharacterized. Gene Ontology annotation, biological process: chromatin remodeling. The transcript has 3 exons. NCBI's taxonomy places the organism in Eukaryota, Fungi, Ascomycota, Sordariomycetes, Hypocreales, Clavicipitaceae. The record is from RefSeq and is a predicted model, not a curated record. Bases 1 to 2292 code for a protein of 763 amino acids.
AUGGCACAACCAGACCCCAGCAGCAGCGUCCCCCAGGACCUGAUGCCUCACGUGCAUCUCGUCUCUUCCUACCGAUACCCGACAAUGCCUCGCUUGGACCUCAGCGAGGUCGCCAAGUGGCUCAUGACUGCGCCGCAGAUUGCCAGAGACCGCGCUCCGUUCUUCUGGACCUACCUGGACAAACCUGCCGACGGCACCAUCUUGUUGACAUGGCAGCCUCUCCAGAGACUGGGCACCAAUUUCGCAACCGACGGCUUCGUGUGGGCGCCCCCCGAGCAGGUCUACAAGCAUGACUUGGGUAAUGGAUUGAUGCUCGAGAUUUACUAUCUCAAGACGGGAUACAUCCCCGGCGAGCAGUACGCGCUGCACACCCGGCGACGAUUUCGGCUAAUACCUGCACCCGGCCACCCCAACCCGCCGCAGUUGGACAUGAGCCUGUUCAUUGUUCACUACGGUCCUUCGGAGCACAACGAUCGAAUUCCCGCCACAAUGGUCCCGUACGACGAACGGGUCAACGCAAUCAUGGGACAGCGAAGCUACCUUUUGCGCGCCGGACAGAUCCGCCGCAAGGAGUUUAUGCUUUCCGACCGUGUCAACUGGCCUUCGCUCCCAGAGCUUACCCGACAGCAAAUGGGCCCUCAAGCGACCCCGAGAGGCGUUCCUCAGCAGAUGGCGUACCCGCCUCAUGCCGCCCCCGGUCCCCCGGCCAAGCGUGCGAGGCAUGCUCAGGGUCAGAACCAGCAGCAGCAGCCGGCGGCGCAGUCGGCUCCUCCGGCGGACGACGACGACGACGACGACGACGACGACGAGGAUGUCUCGAGGGGCGACAUGUUUGACCUCUGGACGCCGAGAGAGCUGGCCAUUGAACGCUACCGGCAGAACCACGAAUGGAUGGAGGAGAUUCUCUCCUCGGCCUACAGGCUGGGCCAAAUCCAACCUUCGGAUCUCAACCUCGGCCUCAAGGGCGAGCUCGCCUCGCUGACGCAAGGCAUCUUCGCCGCUCACGGGGGCGAUUUGUCCGCGCAGUCCCCCGAGAAGCCGUACGUCGGCCGCCUCGAUCCCGGGCUGGCCGACGAGUUCCGGAAGCGCGUAGACAAGCACAUCGAGUCGACGCAAGCCGAGAUGAAGAGCAUGGAAGAGGAGCAUGCCAAGCUCAUGGCCAGUCUCAACGCUGCUUCGCUCCUCAAAGCCAAGGAGAGGGAGGUUCGCUCCAUCCCGGACCCGCCCGCCCCGGAAAUCUCGACGACGCAGGACCGAACGGAGGCUCGGGAUGAACAAGGCAAGACAUUGUCACCGGCAGCAGCGGCGGCGGCGGCGGCCAUGCACGAGACGACGACGACGACGCCGCCCUUUGACGAGAUGCUCAAAGAGGUCGAAGCUGCUCUCGGUCGCAAGAUCGAGGCGCGUCCCCGCGUCAAGCGAGUCCAAGACGGAGGGCACCUAGCGCCGGCUGCCAAGCCGCCCACUCCCGCCGCGCACAACCCCCAAAUGUCCCGGCAGCCGUCCCAGUCGGGCUCGCACAACAGCGGCUUGAUGAUGGGCGAUUCCGACAUGGACAUGGGUGGCACCGCGGCAGGCUUGCUGGACCAGAUGCACACCGGCUUCUCCUCCAUGUCGACGCCGCAGGCCCAGGCGUCGGCCGCGCAGUCCAACGCCCCCACGCCGUCCAACGCCAACAACGCCCCGUCCCCCGGCCCCGUCGCAACCCUGCCCCCGGCUCAAUCGGCCGAGCCAGCCGGCGGGCCCCCACGCGCAGCUCCUCAAGCGGCUGCCGACGUCGACAUGACCGGGACGACGGAUGGCGUGGCCGCCAAGGGACCAGCCGCCGCCGCCGCUGCUGCUGCUGCGCCUGCCCCGGACACCGGCACCGACAGCGGCGACUGGAUCGUAGUGCCCAAAGGCGGCGGCGCGCCCCCCGACAACGCCGCCCCCAUGCCAGCGGCAUCUGCUCCACCCGCCAAGGGCCCCGGGCCUGCAGCCCACGCAGAAAACGACCAGCAGCAGCAGCAGCAGCAGCAGCAGCACAAGCCAGCCACCGCGGUCGCCAAGCCCGCAUCGUCGGCCGCCACCCCUUCCGCCUUUGACCAGAACGACUUCAGCUCCCUCGGCGACUUGGACACCGCCGCAGACGCCAUGGCCGGCUACGACGCGCCGGACCUCGACGGCCCCGGCGGCCUGGGAGACGACCUCGAUCUGCAGAUGGACAUGGAGGACUCUGCCUUCGGAGACGCCUUUCACGGCGUCGGCUCCGCCGGGACCCCCGGGGGCGACGGCCACACCCAGGAGCUGUGA